GUGCGUUAUAUUCAUUCAGUGGUUGAUAAAGCAAAAUCACUCGGUGAUCAGCCAUUAUUUGAGGAAUUUUAUAUGUUUCGUGCAAUGGUGCGGAGUGAAGGUGAAAAGUGCUUGACAUAUGUGCACGAGGCGAGGAAAAGGUGGUGUUGCUGGUAGGAGGGAACGUGCUAUUAAGAGAGGUCAAGUGUCUAUCGAAAUGGAUGAAAUGCAUCAGGAAGAUGCCCAAGCAGUCCCGGAAGAUGAUCCAGCAACAACAAAUUGUAAUAUUAGUUCCACUUCAAGAGGCGACACUCACGAAUUCACUCAGGCAUCAGCUAUGACAUAUCAACCAACAACUACUCAAAUUGUGCCAUACAUGACGCCACAAACUCCACAAUAUUCAGGAGAUCCGAGUCUUUCGUCUUUGGAGAAUAUAUUUGUUGAGAAUGGUCCUGUUUUUAACUCAUCGCCUGUGCAAAUGUCCAUCGAUAUCCCUGAGGCCACUAAUAGAGAUGAUGGGCAGGACUGCAAUAUUGAGAUACAAGGUAAUGAGUUGGAUGAUUCCAACGAUGAAGUGGAUGGUGAAUCAUCAAUGAGGCAGAAGCGUAAAAUUAUUCGUAAGCGUUGUGCGACCGGGAGUCACUUUCUUGAUCAGCAUGGUAGGAUUAAAAAUCAGCGCGGUAGAGGUAAAAAGCAGCAAGGUAGAAGCAAAAAUAAAUGAAUGCAUCACUAAUAGUUUGGCUUGUAAGUAAGAUGAAGACACAUAAUCUCGCUGAUCUAGUUUAGUAGGAAUGAUCUCCUUUUUUUUUUUUUUUUGCUAACUAUAAGUAAGAUGAAGGCACAGUUGGUGUAUUAUUUAUUUUUUUGCUUUUUGUAUUCAGCUACGUUUUCUAUGCUAUGGUGCAAAGAAGUUUUAAUUGGAAGUCAUGAUUGUAUUUGGUUUUUGCUAGCAAGUACUGUAAGUUUUAAUUGGAAGUCAUGUAUUAGCUAUGGUUUUUGCUAGCAAGUCAUCAGCAGUUUAGUAGGAAUGAUUUUUUUUUUUUGGCUCACUGCUGGUGUUGUUUUGAAGCUGGAAAAGAAACAGUUAUGGUG
This is a messenger RNA of Lycium barbarum (goji berry), 1071 nucleotides long. RefSeq lists its product as uncharacterized. Lineage: Eukaryota; Viridiplantae; Streptophyta; Magnoliopsida; Solanales; Solanaceae. The transcript is spliced from 2 exons. The coding region runs from base 119 to 700 and encodes 193 amino acids. The record is from RefSeq and is a predicted model, not a curated record.